Drosophila subpulchrella is the source of this 679-nucleotide messenger RNA. RefSeq names its product transcription initiation factor TFIID subunit 10 (gene Taf10). Lineage: Eukaryota; Metazoa; Arthropoda; Insecta; Diptera; Drosophilidae. The coding region runs from base 75 to 578 and encodes 167 amino acids. Gene Ontology annotation, cellular component: nucleus; SAGA complex; transcription factor TFIID complex. The record is from RefSeq and is a predicted model, not a curated record. Gene Ontology annotation, biological process: transcription initiation at RNA polymerase II promoter. Gene Ontology annotation, molecular function: RNA polymerase II general transcription initiation factor activity; promoter-specific chromatin binding. The transcript has 2 exons.
CCAGGCCUAAGCGAUAAGCGCACAACCAAAAUAACAACAAUUUCUAGAAAUAAACUAUAAAUAAAAGCUAAACAAUGGCUUCUGAUGGGGAGGACAUUAAUAUAACUCCCGCCGAAUCUCUGGCGUCGGCUACGGACACCGAGGACGAGGAGUUGGAUCCGCCACAUGGGAAUUCCGACUUUGAAUCCGACGACGAGGUAUUGGAAGUGGAGGAGGUGCCAGCGAGCGCCGAGGAAGCGGAUAUGGAUGAGCUGCUGCGACAGCUGGAGGAUUACACACCCACCAUUCCGGACGCCCUGACCAUGCACGCCCUGAAAACGGCUGGCUUCUCCACCGUGGACCCGCAAAUAGUGCGCCUCAUCUCCGUGUCCGCCCAGAAAUUCAUCUCCGACAUUGCUAACGAUGCACUGCAGCACUGCAAGACACGCACCACGAACAUCCAGCACUCCAGUGGACACAGUUCAAGCAAGGAUAAGAAGAACCCCAAGGAUCGCAAGUACACGCUGGCCAUGGAGGAUCUGGUUCCCGCUCUUGCUGAUCAUGGCAUCACCAUGCGCAAGCCCCAAUAUUUCGUUUAAGUGUAGUUAUUAACAGAAAGCUAGAGUCCCCCACAUCUGUAGUCGCUCUCCUUAAAUUGAGCAUAAUAAUAGAUCCAUUCAAUUUUUUAUAUUUAAAAACA